UUCAGCGGAGCUGGGGGGCACCAAACCCCAAUAUUUUCUCACUCUUUCCUUUCUCAGCUCUGCUCGACUCUCUUUUCCUUCGCUCCCCCUUUUGUGCAGCUCCCCACGUGUCGAAUAAAUUAGCAAACCCAAAUUGGAGGAAAAAGGAGGAGGAGAGGGAGACGAGAGGAGAGAGGGAGGGAUUUGAGCCUGGUGUCGGUGUACGGUUUCAUUCGGAGGUGCCACUACUGCGGUGUCCUCUGAGCGUGCGAGCUCUGUUCUAUUGGAUGCUGAGAGAGCAAGAGAGAUACCGUUAGAGAUAGAUAGAGAGAGGGAAACAUACGUUCCCCAUGCCAAUAAAGCCCUUAAAUAUAAUUCAAAUGAAAUUGAAUUGAGAGAAAGAGCAAAGAGAGAGAGAAGAGCCGACUGCGGGGUACAGAAGCGUUGUUCUCACCACUAAACUAACAGACUGAACCGAAGAGAGGAGGGGAACCAUAUUCUGACUGAGAAAACCAGCUCACCUCACCUGCCACUGGAGAAGAAGAACGGAAUGCUAUCGCUUUCUGGGGGUGUAACCUAAUCCGCAGCGCUAAAGGGAUAUCGCCUAAUCACUGAAAACGGAAAUAUUUCGUUUCUUUCUCCAUGGUGGAUAUUAUGUAGAGCGGAGAAAGCAGAGAGCAGCAGUUUUAGGCUUAUUUUUGAUUUUUUUUCUGUGGAUUGUGUGUCUGUGUGUUUGGGUCGUCAGGGGAAUAGGCGAGCAGUGUGCUGCAUACUGAUCUGGUUUUGGAUAAAGGAAUACCGGGAUAUAACGGGACCGGAGCGCACGGCCAGAACAGCAAAGCUUCAGCGGGUUCAGAUGCAUGUGUAGGAGUCCCCAGCCAUGACAAUAACGUGUGAAGGUGGGCCCAGGGCCAGCAGUCUGUGUGUGUGUUCAGGCCUAUGGAGGCCACGGUCUCUCCUCCUGCUCUACACGGUCCUGGAGCUGGUUAUGGUCCACUCCACCCCGGUCCUAGGAGCUCUGGAGCUCCAGCUGGAUGAGGAGCAGCCGGCAGGGACCAUCGUAGGGGACAUCAGUGCUGGGCUACCCCCCGGCAUCACCGCCUCGCUGUACUUCAUCUCCGACCACGAAGGGACAGGUGUGGGCAGCGACCUCAACAUCGACGAGACCUCCGGGAUCAUCACCACGGCACGCCGCCUCGACCGCGAGCAGAGGGACCACUACAGCUUCAUCGCCGUCACCAUGACCGGGGUCACAGUCGAGGUGUCCGUCACGGUCAACGACAUCAACGACCACGCGCCGGCAUUCCUCAAGCCAAAGGCAUUGCUGAAGAUCCCGGAGCAAACGGCGGUGGGAACACGGGUUUCCCUGGAGCCGGCGUCAGACGCGGACCGCGAUCAGCUGACCACCCAAGGAUAUGUGAUUAAGGAAGGCAAUGUGGGGCAAGCCUUCAGGCUGGAGACCAAAAGAGCUGCUAACAAGGUGUUGUACCUGGACCUGGUGGUGAACGGUGUUCUGGACAGGGAGAAGAGGUCCUCGUACAGCCUGGUUCUGGAGGCCUUCGACGGGGGGAGUCCCAGACGCACUGGCCUGAUGACCCUGGAGGUGUUUGUCACCGACAUCAAUGACCACGCCCCCGUCUUCAACCAGAGCAGAUACCACGCUAUCAUCUCAGAGAGUUUACCACAGGGAAGCAACAUACUGCAGGUGUUUGCGUCCGACGCUGACGAGGGAGACAACGGUCUGGUCCUGUACGAGAUCAACCGUCGCCAGAGCGACCCUGACCGCUACUUCGUCAUGGAUACGAGGUCGGGGGUCAUCACUCUGAACCGACCGCUGGACUACGAGCUGAAGAGAGUCCAUGAGCUGGUGGUACAGGCCAGAGACAACGCCAGCCACCCUGAGGUGACCAAUGCCUUCGUCACCAUCCACGUCCGAGACUACAACGACAACCAACCCACCAUGACCAUUAUCUUCCUCAGCGAAGACGGCUCGCCGCGCAUCUCAGAGGGCGCCCAGCCCGGCCAGUACGUGGCACGCAUCUCGGUCACCGACCCAGACUAUGGAGAAUACGCCAAUGUUAACGUUUCGCUAGAGGGAGGGGACGGGAAGUUCGCCCUGACCACCAAGGACAGUAUUAUCUAUCUGAUCUGUGUGGACCAGGUGUUGGACCGCGAGGAGAGGGACACGUACGAGCUGAGAGUCAUGGCAACAGAUGCAGGCACCCCUCCUCUCAGGGCUGAGUCGUCCUUUACUAUCCAGGUCACUGACGUGAAUGAUAAUCCUCCACUCUUCGACCAGCAGGCUUACAAACAGACCAUCCCAGAGGUCGUCUACCCAGGAUCCUUUGUGCUCCAGGUUACGGCCCGGGACAAGGAUCAGGGGCCCAAUGGGGACAUCCGAUACAGCCUCCUCAAAGACAAAAAGAGCCACUCCGAUUGGUUCUCCAUCGACCCAGUGACGGGGAUCAUCACCACGGCGAUGGCACUGGAUUAUGAGUCGGAGCCAGCGCCCAGCGUGACGGUGGUUGCCACGGACAACGGGCGGCCUCCAAUGUCGUCGACGGCGAGGGUUGCCGUGGUGCUGCAGGAUGUAAACGAUAACGAGCCGGUGUUCUCUAGUAACUUCUACAACGUCACCAUCAAGGAGAAUACGGCAGUCGGGACCUGCUUCUUAGAGGUGACAGCAACAGAUGCUGACCGUGGUUCGUUCGGAGCGAUAUCGUACUCCUUAGGGUCUAGUUCUAGCAGCAUGGUACCGGCCCAGUUUACUGUCAACAAGGAGACUGGUCAGCUGUGUUCCAGCACCACACUGGAUCGAGAGCAGGGGUCAGGCAACUACGACCUCAUCGUGACCGCUACUGAUGGGGGUGGUCAGAGUGCAGUGACCCGUGUGCGUGUGUAUCUGGAAGACGUUAAUGACAACCGUCCAUCCUUCUAUCCGGUGCUCUACACCGUGAGCCUCAGCACCCAGAGCGCCCCCGGAACCUCCGUCACCAAGGUGACGGCCAGUGACCCCGACGCUGGUGACAACGGCAGGGUGACCUAUCGCACGGUGCCGGGAGGAGGCUCCACCUUCUUCACCCUCAACAAGGACACAGGUGUGAUCUCUCUCGCGCGGUCGCUUCACGGUAAGGCCAACACCCUGGUCUCCAUGGUGAUCUCGGCGCAGGAUGGCGGUGGUCUGACGGCGCUGUUGAACGCCCGUGUCAACGUGAGCGUGGUCGGGGGCUCUGUGGCGCUCCCUCUGUUUGAACAGGCUCAGUACUACUUCACUGUGUCUGAGGAGGUCCUCAGGGGCACCGAGGUGGGCAAGGUCCACGCUGCCACCAAGACCGGUCCUUCCCAGGACAUCUCCUAUUCCAUCUCAUCCGGUGACCCAGAUGGUUAUUUCACCAUGGACUCUACCUCCGGGGCGCUCCGUUCCUCUGUCCCUCUGGACCACGAGGCCUGUCCCAGUCUCGACCUGGAAGUCCUGGCUCGCUACGGCUCGCCGCCCGCCUACGGAACCACACGCGUACGCAUCACCAUCUCAGACGUCAAUGACAACGCUCCCUCCUUCCUUCCCUCCUCCUCCGAAUCCCUCCUUCUCCCGGAGGUGACUAAAAUGGGAACGGUGGUGUACCGGGUUCAGGCCACUGACAGGGACUCAGGUCCAAACGGUCAGCUGAGUUUUGACCUGGUCUCGAUCGGCACGGGGGGCAGUAGCGGUCAAAGGAUGUUUGGCGUGGACCGGGGAAGCGGGGAGCUGAAGCUGAUUGGUGGACUGAACUACGAAAGUGUUCCGCGCUACGACCUACAGGUGGUAGCUAAAGAUGGUGGAGCCCCCCAGCUCAGCUCUACCUUCACGUUAGUUGUGCAUGUCCAGGCUCAGGAUGCGCAGGGCCCCGCUUUCGACACGCUAACGUACCGCGUGGAGCUACAGGAGAACACGCCUCUAAACACACGCGUCCUACAGGUCCGCGCCCUUAACAGAGAGGCUGCUGGGAACGGCGGUGGCUCCUCCUCUUCCUCGGUGUCGUACAGACUGCAUCCGGACGGUGACGCGGCAGGGUUCGGGGUCGCCCCAGAUAGUGGGUGGUUGUUCGUUCGUAGCUCUCUGGACCGGGAGGCUAAGGACAUAUAUCUACUGACGGUGGUGGCAACCUCUGGACCCGGAGGGCAGGGCGCGGCUGUGGCGGGCAGGACUGGCAGUGCCACGGUGAGGGUCUCUGUGACAGAUGAGAACGACAACAGUCCCCGUCUGAGUCAGGAGAGGGUGUUUCUGGCUGUGAGAGAGAACCUUCCGGCGGGCACGGGGUUCGGCCGCGUGUCGGCUACCGACAGAGACGCAGGACUGAAUGCCAGACUGACCUUCAGACUCCUGCACACUGACAGACACUUCCAGAUCAACUCACACACAGGUGAGAUCAGUACUAGGUUAUCUCUCGACAGAGAGCAGCAGUCUAGCUACCAGCUGGUGGUUGUGGUACAAGACGGAGGCACGCCCGCUCGCAGCGCUACGGGUACUGCCCACAUCACUCUAUUGGAUGAGAACGACAACGCCCCUGUCUUUAACCACGCCCACCCCGACAGGGAACUGCUAAUACAGGUGAUGGAGGAUUCCCAGCCUGGCUCAGUCUUGGGGACAGUAACAGCUAAAGAUCCUGAUGAGGGAGAGAACGGAACACUCCAUUACUCACUGUCAGGUUCCAGAGUGGAGUGUUUCACAUUGAACCCCACCACAGGAGAACUACGUUGCUCGUCCUCUCUGAGACACGGUGAGAGGGCUGAGUACAACCUGACAGUGUCAGCUUCUGACCACGGCACACCUCCACACACCUCUACCUGUCCCCUACGCAUUCAGGUCCUGAGUUCCAGUAAGUCUUCUGCCAAGAACACUCUGUCCAUGACUCUCAACUCAGUGGAGGGCGUCGCCCCAGGCUCUGUCAUUGGCUCUGUCCGGUCACAUGACCAGCGUGACACGCUGUCGUUGGACGGCCAGGUGACGUACGUGGUGGUGGGCGGGACGGACCGGAAGGGGACGUUCAUGGUUGACCGGGUUACGGGAGACGUGUACCUGGUCAGAGUACUGGACUAUGAGGAAGGGGACAGGUACACUCUGCAUGUGGAGGUAUCAGAUUUCACGCUGGCGUACCCCAGCAGUCACAGAGUACAGCUGGACAUUAAUGUCCAAGACAGCAAUGACCACGCCCCCCAGUUCACCGAGGACCCCGUUACCAUAGUGAUACCAGAGAACACCCAGCCGGGAGCCUCCAUCUACACCUUCCAGGCUGCUGAUAAGGACGGCAGUGGUCCCAACAGCGAGCUGCGUUACUCAAUCCAGCACCGCUGGCCUGACUCCCUUCACCUCCUGACCCUUGACCCUUCCACUGGGGUCCUGACCUUGGGUCAGAAGUUAGAUCACGAGACCACGUCCUCCCUCUACCUGGUUGUCAGAGCGACCGACCAGGCGGAGGACGUGUCCACGCGGCGCUGGGGGUCGUUGACGGCCCGGGUGUUUGUGACGGAUGAGAAUGACAACGUUCCCGUGUUCAGCUCGUCCUCCGCCGUCAGUGUUAUGGAGGACCAGCCGGUCGGGUUCGUGGUUGUGUAUGUAAUGGCUCGUGACGAGGAUGAGGGAGAGAACGGACGAGUGUCCUACAGCAUCCAAUUAGGGAACGGCGCUGGACGCUUCAGCCUCAACCCCAACACCGGCUCUCUGUCCAUUCUGAAGGCUCUAGAUCGUGAGGACCAGGAAGUGUUUAACCUGACCAUCAUAGCUGAGGAUCAUGGGAUGCCCCAGCUGUCCACCAGUCAGGUUCUGUCUGUCCACGUGAUUGAUGUGAACGAUGAGCCGCCGUUGUUCCAGUGGGAAGAGCUAGAGGCGGAGGUCAGAGAGAACCAGGAAGCGGGAACCACGGUGAUCACCGUCACGGCAACGGACAGAGACCAAGGUUCUAAUGGCCAGGUGACAUAUGGUGGUGUAACAGAGGAAGGCUUCAGCAUCAACCCUGUGACAGGAGUCAUCAGCACUACCAAGACCCUGGACAGAGAGACCCAGGACCACUACACACUCACAGUGUAUGCCAGGGACGGGGGCCUGCCUCCUAACUUUGCCAAGGUGGUGGUGCGUGUGGUGGUGCAGGAUGAGAACGACAACGUGCCGGUAUUCGCCAGGCCCUGGUACGGCCUAGAGGUCCCUGAGAGCCAGAGCGCCGUGGAGCUGUGUAUUGUCAGGGCUGCUGACGCAGACACUGGCCCCGCUGGAGACAUAGAGUACAGGAUCACUGCUGGAGACCCAGACGGGGUCUUCCAACUCCAUGUCAGUUCAGGGGCCCUGUCCACGUCUCGUCCCCUGGAUCGGGAGCUGCGGGCAGGGUACAACCUGGAGGUGGUGGCCCUGGACCAUGGUUCUCCUGCUCUGAGCAGCACAGCCACAGUGGAGGUGAAAGUGUUGGAUGUAAAUGACAACAGUCCGGCCUUCAGCAGCAGCAGCUACACCAUAGACGUCUCAGAGGACGCUGCCCAGGGAACUACAGUCUUAGAGGUGACGGCCACAGACGCAGACGAGGGGGAGAACGGGAAGGUGCUGUAUUUCCUGAGUCAAGAGGCUCGGGGCGCUUUCACCGUUGAUGAAAACACUGGCUGUAUUACAACGGCGUCGCCGGUGGACCGAGAGAAGAGGGCGUCGUACAGCUUCCGUGUGUUCGCUGUGGACCUGUCACCUGCAGAGCCCAGAAACACCUCGGCUCAGGUAACCGUGACGAUCCUGGACAUAAACGACAACGCUCCAUUCUUCAUCCAAGACCCCCUCGUUGUCGAGGUCUCGGCCAGCCAAUCACAUCGGGUCCUGGCCACCAUGCGGGCCGAGGACAAGGACUUUGGCGCCAACGGCUCUGUGUUCUACCGUUUUGCCGGGCCAGUGACGGGUUUCAGCAUCAACUCCCUAACAGGGGAGAUCCAGGGGACAGAGGGGAUAGACAGGCUGAGUCAGGCCCAGAGGACCCUCAUGGUGGAGGCUAUGGACCAGGGAACCCCGGCCCAGUCCAGCCUGGGGGUGGUGGUGGUCUAUGUGAAGGAACAGGUGUAUACAGGCAUCAGGUUCUCAAGGAACGCCAGAGACGUCAGCAUACAGGAGAACGCCGCCAAAGGUACGGCUGUAGCUCAGGAUCAGGCCCAGUACCCUGAUGGAACCAGAAGAGGGAUCAGCUAUAGUCUCUUCUCUGGAAACAGACUGCAGGCCUUCAGCAUCGGCACUAGCACAGGUGAAAUCUGGGUUCAGAGGUCGUUGGGUCUGGACUUUGAGGACACCCCGCGACUCCGCCUGGUAGUGAAGGCUGAGACGGCUUCGUCCAGCUCCUUCAUGGCCGUCAACCUGAUCCUGCAGGACAUAAAUGACAACCUGCCACGCUUCCAGCUCCAGAACUAUAUAGCCUAUAUGAGAGAGGCCCAGGGUUACGACAUGCCAAUCAUACAGGUGGUGGCAGAGGACGUGGACCAGGGGCAGAACGGUCAGGUGACCUACUCUAUCCAAUCAUCAGGAGGCAUGAGCGGCCUGUUCAAGAUCGACCCUGUCACGGGAAGCAUCACCACCGCCGCCAUCAUGGACAGAGAGAUCUGGACUCAGACCAGGCUGGUCGUCACAGCGACGGACAGGGGCAGCCCGCGAUUGGCCGGUUCGGCCACACUCACAGUCAUCAUCGUAGACCUCAACGACAACAGUCCAACAAUCCCUCUGCCCCGGGAGGUCCGCAUUCCUGAGAACACUCUGAUCGGCACAGAGAUCACCUUGGUAACGGGUAAUGACGUGGACUCCAGCCCGGCCCUGUCCUACAGCCUCCAGCUGGACGGGUCGUCCCAGGGGAAGUUUGGGAUUCACCGCUACAGUGGAGGGGUAUCUCUGACCGCCCCUCUGGACUACGAGGACAGGACCUGGUACACACUGACCGUCAGGGCUACUGACUCCCAACACCAGACUGAGGCUAAUAUCACCAUAUUGGUGGAGGACGUCAAUGACAAUGCUCCUGCGUUCACACACGAUCUAUACCAGGUAACGCUGCCAGAACAUUCCCCGCCAGGCAGUCCCGUUGUCACGGUGACGGCGACUGAUCGUGAUUCGGGGGAGAAUGGAAAGGUCACCUACAGAGUGAUGUCGUCAACGCGAGGUGGCUUCUACGUAGACCCCAGCAACGGUACCUUGUUCAUCAGGGAGAGGUCAGAGUUUGAUCCAGAGAACCCGUCUGUCAGUGUGGUCAUCGAAGCCUGUGACGGGGGAUCCCCGCCCCUCUCCUCCGUCACCACAGUACAGGUCCAGCUAUCAGACGUCAACGACAACGCUCCCGUCUUCCACCAAUCAGAGUACAGGGCGACAGUGUUGGAGGACUCCAUCCCCGGGGCGACCAUCCUGACCCUGGAGGCCAUGGACGCUGAUUUCUCUCGGGACAACUGCGGCUUCGACUUCGCCAUCGCCAAUGGCAACACCGGGAACGUCUUCCAGAUCGAGAGCAGCGUGCGCUUCCUGGAGGGGCGGGGCUUCCAGACCGUAGGGACGCUCCUAUUGGCCGAGGUGCUGGACUUCGAGGCCGUGCCCCUCUAUAACCUGACGGUGGUGGUGUCGGACAGAGGGGUUCCACAGAGGAGUUCUAGCGUUGCCGCGGUGAUAACCGUUGGCGAUGUAAACGAUAACCCGCCGGCGUUUGGCAGGGCGGAGUACGCUGUGUCACUGAGUGAAGGAGCUGGCGCCGGGACGGAGAUAAUACGACUCACUGCCACAGACCCAGACUCUGCCCCCAACGCAGAGGUCCAGUAUAGUAUCAGCUCAGGCGAUGAGAUGGACCUGUUCACCAUCGACCAGUGGACCGGGGCGCUGCGGUUACAGCGACAGCUCGACCGCGAGCACCAGUCCUCCCACGUGGUCAUCGUCCAGGCCUCGGAUGGCCACGGUCACGUCGCCCUGACCCCGAUCAGCGUAGAGGUCAAAGAUGUGAAUGAUAACAGACCGUUCUUCCCCAUCGAGACUCUGACGGCUAGCAUCAGAGAGAACCAGCCGGUCAACUCAGCCGUGACCAUACUCCACGCCAUAGACCACGACACUGGGAUGUACGGCCAGCUGAGAUACUACAUGGUGGAGCAAGGUCAAGGGUCAGGAGUUACAGGGCGAGAGGCCUUCACCGUGGACCAGAGUUCAGGAGAGGUCAGGGCUAAGGUGACUUUUGACUUUGAGAAGGUCAACUCAUUUAAUUUUGUUGCUCUGGCGAUGGACGCCGGUAACCACUCGGCCACGGUGACGGUCCAGGUGUACGUGACUGGUGAGGAUGAGUACGACCCACUCUUCGUCUCCCCAGAGUUCUCGUUUGAGGUUCCAGAGGGGGCGAAGAGGGGCCAGAGCAUCGGACAGGUCCAGGCAAACGACGAGGACGGAGGUGUAGACGGUAUCGUCCUCUUCUCGCUCCCAAGCUCCUCCCUGUACUUUGACGUCAACAAAACAACCGGGGUGGUUUUCCUCAAGAUGGACGGGUCUUCUAGUCGCAGCAGCAGCAGCGGGUUAGGGGGGCGGUCCAAAAGGGAGACCAGGACCAUGACACUGGACGUUCACGCCCACAGCCCUCUGGACACGUCCCGGGUCACCACGGCCCAGCUGACCAUCGAUGUGACCAACACGUCCUUCGGCCUGGGGGCAGACCUCAACGUCCUGCUGAUUAUCAUCAUCGCCGUGUCCCUGGGGGUCGUCGUGCUACUGGUGGUCAUGGCGGUGGUCAUCUUCCUGCUCAAGUCAAAGAGACGCAGGAAGAACAAAGGACGGGACAACAGUGCCGUGGCCUCGGGAACCACUCUGCAGAAACUGGACGAUUCCAAAUCUGGAGGAUCUGAGAGGAUCUAUCAUCAGACGUUACCGGGGUACGCCGGUGACCAAGGUGGAGCAGGGGCCUAUCCCCGGGGGGGUUCCCUUGACCCCUCCCACUCCAGCGGCCGUGGCUCAGCCGAGGCGGCGGAGGACGAUGAGAUCAGGAUGAUCAAUGAGUACCCCCGCGUAGCGUCCAUCUCCUCGUCCAUGCAGGAGCACAUCUCAGCCCGCGGGCCGGACUCUGGCAUCCAGCAGGACGCUGACCAGCUGUCGGACAUCUCCUGUGAGCCGGCCGCCCUGGAAGGAAGCACCUGGUUCAAAGGCAAGAAGCUGGGAGGGAGUCUCAGCGGGACCAUGCUGUCUGGACAGCUACCUGUCUACAGAGACGAGCUGGGAGGAGGGUACCUGGGGGUGGGGAGGGGACUCAACAUCUCCCAUCCUAAAGAUUACGCCUUCCCAGAGGACGGGAAGCCCUCUGUAGACGGGUCCCUGACAGCCAUAGUGGCCAGUGACGAAGAGCUAAGGGGCAGUUAUAACUGGGACUACCUGCUCAACUGGUGCCCUCAGUUCCAACCACUAGCCAACGUCUUCACGGAGAUCGCCAGGCUCAAAGACGAGACAGCCCCACAGAACCAGACCAACCCACGCCAGCCCUUCCAGCCCAAAGCCAAGACGGACCCCAAGCCUCGCAUCGACCCACCGCCCCUCAUCACUGCCGUGGCCCACCCUGGGGCCAAGUCCGUCCCCCCGAAGGUCCCUGUCAUCGGACGCACCUUCCCCCACCUGGCCACCCUACGGCGGUCCCCCAUCAGCCACGAGGGCUCCAUCUCCUCAGCAGCCAUGUCCCCCAGCUUCUCCCCCUCUCUCCCCCUCGCCGCCCGCUCCCCCGCCGUCUCCCCCUUCGGAGUAACCCAGGGCCCCUCGACCUCCAUGAUCAGUACCAGGGAUCCCAUGCUGGACCACAGCCCCGAUCACGAGAUGAGGAUCUGAGGAUGACGUUGUUUUAGGUUUUUUAGAGACGUUUCUAUAAUUUAUGUUUUAUCAACGUAAAGGGUGCUGAGAUCUGGAUGUUAUAUCAGCUCCUAUGACACGUGAGAAAGUUGAAGGAAGUGUUUUUGGCUUUAGAGACAUGUUUCUCUGAUGUAGUUUUUUUAAUAAUCUGACAAUGUGAUUGGUUCUCAGAUCUGAACCUUAUUUCAGCUCCUAGGACAGAUGAGGAGAUGAAGUGUUUUCGGCUUUAGAGACAUGUUUCUCUGAUGUAGUUUCUCAGAUGAUUUUUAGGCCAUAUUUCUUCACAACAGAAGAGGAAUAUAGUGUGGGAACAGUUUGUAUUAGUGAAGACCGAGUGAUUGCCAAGAUGAGGCUCAAGAAGAUGAACACUAAUAUGAUGAGAUAGGUCACAUUCACCCUCUUUUCUGAAGGGACAUGUGGAUUAUCAUUUUCUACAGGAUGUUAUUUCUCACCCUAUGAGUCCUUAGACCUAGAUAUCCCGAUAUGUUUUGGUGGACCAUGUUGUGGGGUUGGGGAAGUUAGCAUUGACAACAGACCAGCCAUCUCCUCCCCUACUUGUACAUCAUGACGCAGGCCUCUGAGAAUUGCCACAGGGUUAGGAGAUUACCCAACCUCUUCGCUUCGAACAACCAUGACUUGGAUCUAACCCUGCAGCUGCAGACUGACCAUCCCUUCAGACAGAGGUCCUUAGUAGAGAUAAACUGACGUAUCGGCUGCAGACCGACCCUCCCUUCAGACAGAAGGCCCUCAGUGGAGAUAAACGGACCUAUCGGCUGCAGACUGACCCUCCCUU
Messenger RNA from Oncorhynchus tshawytscha (Chinook salmon), 11606 nucleotides. Its product is annotated as protocadherin-16. Gene Ontology annotation, molecular function: calcium ion binding. Gene Ontology annotation, cellular component: plasma membrane; cell-cell junction. Lineage: Eukaryota; Metazoa; Chordata; Actinopteri; Salmoniformes; Salmonidae. The record is from RefSeq and is a predicted model, not a curated record. Gene Ontology annotation, biological process: homophilic cell-cell adhesion.